This is a messenger RNA of Bactrocera oleae (olive fruit fly), 1334 nucleotides long. RefSeq lists its product as uncharacterized. The record is from RefSeq and is a predicted model, not a curated record. Lineage: Eukaryota; Metazoa; Arthropoda; Insecta; Diptera; Tephritidae.
GAGCUUAGAGGCGGUAUAUGACUAAAAUAACAUAUCUACAUGCCUUGACUCUGAUCUCGAUCUCAGUGUGGGAAAGAUCUUGUAUUCGAUACCGAUUAUCAACCGUACAUCAGUAACGAAUUUUCUAAAAGUUCCUCGACAGACAAAACUUCCGAUUUUGAAUAACCUCAAACCCAUUAGCUAUUUGGACGCGGCUCUACCAUAAAUUUCUAGUAAGGAUGUUCACAAGGCAUAUGAAGAUCUCUGUUCGAUAAGUAUCAUAUAAUCUAGCUAACAAAGACCAACAUUUCUAACAGAACUGGCAACUCUAUAGGAAAUUCUCGGUUAAGUUUAAAGAAUAACAAAGAGCGCAGCUUGUCUAUUUCUUAAAAAACCGGUUUCAGAUGAAUACUCUUAUCUACACACUCCCUUAAGUAUAUUUGCUCCCACAACGUUAGCCGCCGCAGAAGCCAACAUGCUCCGUACGCGAAGAUUUGUUUCACUUGUCUCGCUACUGCCGUAAGCUUUGGUUCGUUGCUCGUUUAAGACCGCUAAACGUAACAGUAAAAGUUAAAAACUUUUAAAUAAAGUUUUAUUAUUAGUGCCUAUAUAAAAUAAUGGUAAACAUGUUGAAAAAAAUUUGCUACCUGUCGGUCUUCUUACUAGUGUCCAUUUUCUGCCUAACCCAGGCAAAGCCGCCAGAAGUGGUGUUGUAUGAGGGCGAUGAGUGCGUUACAAACAGUUAUGAUGGCACCUGUUUGGUGGAGAAGCAAUGCCCGCAUUUAGAGGCUACGAUGACUAGAAAAGGUCUACUAGCCAGAGAUGUGGGUCACUGCGGCUAUACGGUAUACGAGGAAAUCAUUUGUUGUCCUUCAAACAAUCCGGAGCGCCCAAUAUACAAUAAAUAUUUUGCACCAGUGAUUAUUCAACAAUCAGUAACAGUAAUUAUUACCUCGACUGCGUUCAUACAAACGGAAAAAAUCGGCGAUGACUUGAUAUUCAGCCAGCUCAAUCUGACACUGCUCAAUUAGAAUUAUAAUCACAUAUUAUAUAUUAUAUUAUUAAGUAUAAGCCUAGAUAUAUAUAUAUAUAUAUACAACCACAUACAUACGUGCGUAUUUGCAUAUUAGCAUGAAUACAUAUUCGAUUGUAAUAUCUCAUAAUAGACUGCAAUAAAUUCAUUGCAAUACAACAAAAAAAAAUAAACGAAAAAUUCUCAUGAAAUUUAAUCAGUGUUAAAUAUACGUUUAGCACCUCGCUAUAUAAGCUUUAAACAUACACACACAUUUAUUUUAAAAGAAAUUUGUACUUAUAAAAAUUAUAGUUUUCGCUUGCUUUUGCGUGAUGCGAAUGAA